Penicillium argentinense is the source of this 771-nucleotide messenger RNA. RefSeq lists its product as uncharacterized. Gene Ontology annotation, biological process: maturation of SSU-rRNA from tricistronic rRNA transcript (SSU-rRNA, 5.8S rRNA, LSU-rRNA). The record is from RefSeq and is a predicted model, not a curated record. Gene Ontology annotation, cellular component: nucleolus. NCBI's taxonomy places the organism in Eukaryota, Fungi, Ascomycota, Eurotiomycetes, Eurotiales, Aspergillaceae. The transcript has 2 exons. The coding region runs from base 1 to 771 and encodes 256 amino acids.
AUGGCCGGAAAACGCAAGAGAGAGACAGCCGUUGUCUCGCGAUCGAAAAAGUCCGAAGAGGCGAGCCCUCCGCCAGCAGAUAAUGCCCAGGACAUCUUUCGCAAAUACUUUGAGGCGCAGUUCGAGCCGAUAGAGGUAGCUCCUGUAAAACCUGUCGAUGAGUCCGAGUCGGAGGACGAUGAAGACGACGAAGAGGGCAGCGAUUUCUCAGGAGAGGAGUGGGACGGUGUCUCAGAAGAAGACGAGGACGAAAACAGGGUGGAGGUUGUUGAACACCGGGACGCCAGCACCGCUGGAGAUGAGAUGAUGGAUAAGUUGGCGCGGAAAGCGUUCCUGGACGGGAAACCCACCUUCGAUCUUACGCCAAAGACAAGUGCGAAAUUAAACCCAAAAGAGGAAGAGGAAGAAGCCGCCGCUGAUGCCGAUAAUCUCAAGCACGACCUUGCCCUACAACGACUGCUUAAAGAAUCACAUCUACUUGAAUCCGCAGACGACCUUGCACCUACCGGAAAGAACCGAUUGAAGGCUCUGGACUUGCGCAUGCAAGAGCUUGGGGCGAAGACGUCGCUUUACAAGCAGAAAAUGCCCGACGCACACCGACGAGGCAUCAACGCCAAGGCUGCAUCCAAGGACGAAAAGCGCCGACGCGAAGCUAAGGAGAACGGCAUUAUUCUUGAGCGACCCUCUAAAGUUACGAAGUCGAACAACAACGGACGAAGAGAGCGCGGCGUGGGAGGCUCUUCUAUCGGUAAGUUCUCGGGGGUACUUUGA